Huiozyma naganishii CBS 8797 is the source of this 306-nucleotide messenger RNA. RefSeq names its product ribonuclease P (gene POP8). The record is from RefSeq and is a predicted model, not a curated record. NCBI's taxonomy places the organism in Eukaryota, Fungi, Ascomycota, Saccharomycetes, Saccharomycetales, Saccharomycetaceae. Gene Ontology annotation, molecular function: ribonuclease MRP activity. The transcript has a single exon. Gene Ontology annotation, biological process: tRNA processing; intronic box C/D snoRNA processing; nuclear-transcribed mRNA catabolic process, RNase MRP-dependent. The coding region runs from base 1 to 306 and encodes 101 amino acids. Gene Ontology annotation, cellular component: nucleolar ribonuclease P complex; ribonuclease MRP complex.
AUGGAUGAAAUGACUUGGAGACAGUGGAUCAAUAAUGCGCUAAAACGCUCACAUGGAAUAUACGGUGAAGGGAUUGAGUACUACAUUUUGAAUCGAGACGAAAAGAUCAUAUACUUGAAGGUCAAUUAUACAGAUGCUACACUCUUUAGUAGUGCCCUGGCUACUUACACAUCCUCAGACGAACUGCUAGGGUUUCCACUAGUUGUUAACAUAAUACAAGAGACGCCGUACUUGAAAGAGUUGAAGACUAAUGACGAUGAUAAAUUAUGGUUCAAUAAUGAACUGAAUGAAAUAGAUGAUGAGUAA